Molecule: messenger RNA, 11544 nt
Organism: Cladocopium goreaui
Lineage: Eukaryota; Dinophyceae; Suessiales; Symbiodiniaceae
Source: the annotation of a GenBank genome assembly
AUGGCGUCCAGUCAGGGUGGUCAAGGCCAGCACCCCCCAGUGCUGAAGUGCGCCGCAGAGGCCGUUGCCAGGUCCUUGGUGCGCGCGGUGAAGGGUGAACACGGCACGUUAGAGGUGAGCAGACAACUGCAACAGCUGAAGGAAGUUCUACUGGCCGAACAUCCGGAUGCCAGUGCCGGAGCGAAAAACCGUUGUAAUUCUCUGCGUUCGGGCUUCGCUCACGCGCUCAAGACAGCCCUGAGCCAAACGCCCGAGGGGCAGCAGCUGCUGGAAGGACCAAAGACUCCCCCCAAGGCGCGUGUGGAAGUCCGUCACACAGCUGCCAGAGUCAUGUUGAGCGAGGUCUUUACUGUGGGCCGCGCGGCGGAGUGCGAUGUGCAAACCACCGGGGAUGCGACCACCUCGAGGUUGCAGUUCUUGGUGAUCUCUUUGCCUCAAGGUCUUUGCAUCGCCGACGCCUGGUCGGGCGGUGGCACCCGUGUGGUGCGACGCGAGACGGGCGAGUUGCCAGCUUCGGUGCCGCAGCAUUGGACCACCUUCGUGCUGCCACACGGGGAACGCGUGACUCUGAUGACCGGCGCUAAGACCACGGUGACGCUGGGCCCGGCCGUGAAGGAUUUGAAAAAGGUGAACGGGGCGACAAAUUCGGUUAACGGGGUGGCUGUGGAGGUGCCGCGAGUGCCCACCAUGCGCUUGGUGGAAGAGGCGGGGCCCCGCAGCAGAUGGGCAGAUGGGGAUAUCACCACCAAUAGUAGGCCGUCCCUGCUCCCGCUGCACCAAGCGCUGGACCCAACGGGCAAACGGCACUGUGGCGACGACGGUAGCUGUGGCACCUUGGCUGCACCUUCCAGCCCUGGUUCCUGCGCCUAUCUCUGCAGCCGAGCCAUCGCUUCCUUGCGCAGCAACAUGCGUGCCUCGGGUCGUUUGAACGGCGCCCAGCAGCAGCAGGCGCUCAAAGAGCGCCUCAAAGGACGGCUGUUGGCCGCCCAGAGGCAGAAGUUGAUCGCCAAGCAGCAGCUGAUGGUUUUUCAGGAGCGCUUAGAAGAUCCUGGUGGAAGCGACGGAGCUUCAGUUGAGGACUUGCGAGAUUUCCUGGACGGUUUGGGGGUAGCCCCCGCUCCAGAUGAUCCCUGCACCAGCAACUGGACCUGCAGCAUUUGCAAGGUCUCCCAGAAGUGCAAAGGCUUUCGCUGUCCUUUUCGACAUCGUGCUUGCAGCUUGGUGGCAGUGGCUGCUACAGCCCCACUGGUGAGGUUGAUGACCGGUGCAGUGCCCUACGAACGCGGCCAACCUGAAGAAGCGCCAAAGCAUUCUUUCAAGAUAUUGCGAUCCCUGUCAGGUCGCGACUGUUUUCUGAAGCAGGUGGAUUCGAAAUGUCCCAUUCAGGGCGUGCCAGCUCCCUUGGUGCAACCAUUUGUAGACGCCAUUUCUGAUCAGGCUGUUCGCCAAGCACUUGGAGAUAGCAUGUCUGUCAACGAUGGAGAAUCCUGUGGCUACAUUCUGGGAGCCGCAGACAUGCAGGAAUGUUGCUAUCUUUAUCACUGCGCCCUGAAUGUCUUGGCAGUGGAAGCCAUUUCUCAGAACAAGCUCCUUUGGAAGAUUCGCCCCAAACUGCACAAGAUGGACCACGUAUGCUAUGACCAGUCCUGGAGGUUGAACCCAUUGUGGGUGGCAUGUUAUGGUGAUGAGGACAUGGUAGGGGCAUGCAAGGACUUUGGUUUAGAAGCUAUUCCUUGCCAAAUGGCACGGCAGUGGUUCAUUGAAUUGUUCUGGCUCCUCAACGUGAUGCGGCUGAGCUCUAUGCGAGAUGAACUCCUCAGAGAGUUCAAUGCCGACCUGCGCUUCCCGGAGGAGCGUUGCAAGGAGAGCAGCACGCCUUGCAGGGCCGGUUGUGGUGCUUGUGCCCAGUUUUUCACAGCGGAGUGUAGUGCCUGGUCAGUAAGUGCUGCUUUUACAUUAGCGCAGGCCAAGUGUCCAUCGGAAUUCCGAGGGAAAACGCCAAGCCUGGUCCUGCAGCUGUGGUGCAGCACCGGUGGGGCAACUCAUUUCGUGGCGACGGGAAUGGUUAAUGCAGUUCAAUGGAUUUGGACCGAUGUUGAGUUGCCAUCAUGGGCGCUGAGUUUCGCGCUGAGUUUCUGGUUGACAUCGCGACCUGAGGAUCCCGAUCUGGCUCAACUGAUGCAGGUGGAUGACAGGUCGUACGUAGUUGCUGUGCCACCUUGCACUCGUUCUGACCUCUUUCGUGUCAUUGACUUGUGUUGCGGGCUGGGUGGAUUUUCCUAUGCUGCUGCCCGGGUUGGAUUUUCGGUUGCCAUGGGGGUCGAUCAAAAUGGGCUCUGGCGUAAGCUGUUUGAGUCUCUGCAUGGUGAGUCCAGUUUCUGUGCUGGUGACUUGUUGGAUCCGUGUGUUCUUCAAGAGUUGCUUCGUCGUGGACUUUUCCAUGGGGUUGUCUGCUCAGGCAUAGCUUGUCAGCCUCACUCAAUCCUGGGUGACCGAAAAGGGAUGCAGGAUCCCAGGGCGCAAUCAUUGCCCCGCACCCUGCAGGUGGCAUGGCUCAUGCAGGCAGCUGUUUUGGUUUUGGAAUGCACACCUGAGGUGCUGCGUGACUCCCAAGCUCAGGAGCUUCUUCGGCAGUACACUGUGGCCACUGGAUUUCGCAUGUCACAGGCCAUUGUGAAACUUGGGAAUGCUUGGUGUGGCAAACGUGACCGGUGGAUUGCUGUGCUGACGGCCCCUGUUGUCCCUGUCUGUGAACUGUUGGACUUGCCUUCUUGCUCAGACGUCCAGGUUGUCCGAGACUUGAUUCCGUCCUUCACCGCAUGGCACCAGUUUGAACAGGCGCAAUUGACACUCAACCUGUACGAGUUGUCCAAGUAUUACCAGUAUGCUGCAGGUGGAAUGCAAAAUGUCUGGGUGAAACUCCAUGAGAAGCUUCCCACCUUGCUUCACAGUGCUGGUAACCAGUUGUACACUUGUGCAUGUGGUUGCAGACCUGCUUUGGCUGAGAGCAGUGUACAUGCAAGAUGUGAUCCAGGCAUGCCGGCUGAAAUGGCGUCGCCCAACACCAUUGCUGCGACCAUUGAGGACCCAAUUGAGGAGGUUGGUGUUGAGGAUGGUCACUCCUUGAUCAUGCUGUCACGUCCCAUGACUGGUCAGCCAGAUGUCCAACUCAAGCUGUCUCCCAAUGUCACAGGUGCUCAACUGAUUGAGGCAGAAUGCAAGCUUGGCACAUGUUCGAUGGACUUUCGCAUUUGUGUGGAUGGGGAACUGGUGGACCCGGCCUUGCCGUUGGUGAACAUGUCGCUUGUGUCUCUUGUGCCUCCGGAUUGGGACCCUUUGCAAUUGAUGGCUGACCGGUUUGUGCCGUGUUGCCUUGGCAUUGAUGAGUUUCUGCGUCAUGUGCGAUCUUCGGAUGCGUCUGAGCCUGGUCCUGUCACUGACUUGUCUCGGUUGUUCAUGGCACGGUACCCUAACAUGGCCAGGGUUGAAAGGGAGAGCCUUUUGAGUUUGCAGGGCCCUGUGUGGGGCGAUGAUGAGUUGGUCUACUUGCUUGAAAGCACAGCUACAAGCACUGCUUCGGAUCAGAAUGUCAAUGUUUGGGAUCCGCUCUUGGUGACAGGGUUGGUUCAACAAGAUGUCCCGUCCACAUGGCAGAGACUGGUGGCCACUUUGGCGCCAAUGUGCACUGUGAUCUCUGCGGUCUUGCUUGGUGGCCAUUGGGUCCCUUUGAUCUGGCGGGUUGAUACAGUUGGAGCUGUGCUGCACACCUUGCCGGUUACGACUGAGUUUGAAUCGGUCUUGGAGAAGUUGAGUCGGGUCUUUGAGUUGUGUGUUGGGGGUGCCAAGGGGGUCUGGAAGCCACACAGCCUUGGAUUUGUUCCGGAUGGAUUCUGUGGAGCACUUGCGGUCUCAUUUGUCCGUCAUCUUUUGUGGGCUUGGCCGAUGGUUGCUGAUCAAGAGGACUUGGUGCUUACCUCUCAAACCUUGCGAACUGAGUUUGCCAAUCACAUGACUGACAUGUGCCUGCGUCCCAUGCUUGCUGGACUUGGAAUUUCUGCCUCAGGGAGACUUGCUGAACUGUUGACUCAACAUGGGGUUGCUGCUGCUGAAGCCACUGCCCGUGCCAAUGCAGCACUGAAAGCUCUUGGUGAGCCAGGGGUUGUGAAAGCACUGGCUCAGAUUGACCGGCGUGCUCAGGAGAAACCAGUGGGGCACAAGAAGCACAAGCAGGCUAAACAGGCCAAAGGGAAAGGUAAGGGCUUCGGAGUUCCACCUUUGACGGUCGACCCCACGUCGCUUCGGCUUGAGCAUGGAAUCUUCCAGAGUGAAACCGGCCAGCCUCUGGCGCAGCUUGGACUUUCCCAGGUAGGACCUACCGUGGCAGGGGUGGUGGUUGUCUCGGGGCAUGCAAUUGACCCUUACUUGAAAGCUACCAAUCCUAUCUCUUCUGGUGCUCUGGGCUUCUUUGUUGUGGACUUGGUUCAGCCACCAAACACUCAGUUUCGGGUUGAUGCAGUGCGUAUCCCCUUGGUUUGUGCGGUGAACUCAGAGCCAUUACUUGUUGAUGGCCAUCUUUUCCAGCUUGGUGCGGUCCCUGUUCAGCGUGCACCUAUGCCACCUUCGUGUGAGGUCAAAGCUGUUCCGACUUGUGUGGUGAAGGCUUGGGUCUUUCGUGAUCAAACCUCUGUUUCAUGGCCAGAAGUGGUUGCACAUCCCAUGUUACAUGUCUUUGCUCAGGUGCCACCUUUGAUGCAGUGUCGUGAUGAAGAGUGCUGUGGAUGUGAGUGUUGGCAUCGGACUUUGGACUUUCCAGUGGACUCCCCGGUUCUUGAACUCUGGGGCAAGCAGUGGCUGAAAUUAGACUUUCGAUCAGCUGCUCCAGAUGAUGCUGAGGUCUUCACGGCACACAUGAGAUUGCCUGAGCAUAUGCAAAUGCAAGUUCAGUACUUUUCUGGCCAUGAUGGUGUCUACUUGGAACCGAAGUCGCUGGAUGGACGUCAACCCUCCCAUGACUUUCAGGUGAUCUGGCUUCCUAAGGCCGACAUGUCUCAGCUUAUGUUGCAGCGUCAGACAGUUGCACAUGUGGUGGGGCUUGCACGGCUUGGCCAAAAGAUGGGCUUACGGUGCAGAACUGAACAUGCAGCAGAGGUCUUCUCUGUCCUUCGACCUGGCCAGACCUUUUUGCCACCUGGGAAACGUCAAACAUACCUGGUUGGCCCUUUUGCCUACGGGACACUCCAAGGGUCGGUGGCUCAGGUGUUGCACACCAAUGGGUGGACUGCCAAGCCGAUCCAAGCAGUUGCUGCCAAAGCGCAUAUCCAGGGGCUCAUGUACCGGGUCCAAUCAGUGCAAGAGCCUCCAUGCAAAGUCAUCAGAAUGGCACAUGGUGACGUUUUGAUUGCCAAGGAAGAUGAAGUUGAUCAGCCUGACCGAGUGUUGCCGAAGGUUCAGGCCACCUCACUGACUGAAGCCAUGGUGGCCAAGCAAGUUGAGACGGACUUCAUCCAGGUGAAUGAUCCAUGGGCCAAAGCUGCCAGCCGCUUGCCUCCCAAAGCCACCUUUCAAAUUGGGAAUCCUGUGGAAGACAUGGCUCAGAAAGUGCUGAAUGAAGUCAUGGCUCAGCUUCCGAAGUCCACCAUGGAAGUUGAUGGAGAUGAAACCACUGAGAGGAGGGUUGCGGCUUUGGAAAUGAGGUUUCAAGAUUUGCAAGGGCAAACCUCUGCCCUAGCUGCUUCCACUCAGCAGCAUGCACAAGAUACGACUUCUCAGAUGAUGGAGCUUCGGACGCAAGCUCAGCAGCAGGGUGCUCACUUUGAGCAGGCAAUGGCUUCCCAAGCCUCCACUAUGAAGGGCUUUCAGGAUUCGGUUCAAGAACAAUUUCGUCAGCAGGUCAGCCACCAACAGACCAUGCUGGACAACAUGUUCAACAAGCAGAUGGCGCAGUUUGAGUCUUUGCUGACGAAGCGCCCCAGACAGGGCUUGCUGGGCUGCGCUGGACUUUUUGGGCCCCUGGCCAUAUGGAAUCCCGGCCACUCUUUGCUGUGCUUGGCUGUGGUGGUUUUGAUUUUGUGGUGGUUUGUGGUGUCCUCUGGUAUGUGGGAUACGGGGGGUAGCCAUGGUGUGGGGCGACAAGACCGUGUACGGUUGGUACCAAGGGGUGGACUGUUGAAGUGCGUUGUGUUGCUGCUUGGCCUUACUGUGCGUGUUGGUGAGGCGUUGCACCCGGGCCCUGCUGAGUCAGACAGGGGACUAUGGACUUUGGGUGUUGCCAAUCCCUCUGGGUUGAAUGGCAAGUUGGAUCAAGCUGCCCACUUGGAAGGAGAUGCGUGGCUGCUGACUGAAACCCAGCUUUCCAGACAAGGGGUCGCUGCCUUUCAGAAAGGCCUCAAGAUGUUGAAGAGCCCAUGGAAGUAUGCCAUCCCGGGGUCUCCCUGUGCACCUCGGCGACACACUGAAACGGGUAGUCAUACGGGGGUGAUGGUCCUAUCAAAGCUGCCGGCCCGUGCUCUGCCUCAUGAGUUCUCCGUGGACUCGUAUGCCACUUCGAGAGUGCAGGUUGUGGGGAUGGCAGUGGCUGAUGUUUGGGUUACCUUGGGGGUCUUGUAUGGGGUUCCAUGCAACUCACAGCACAAACAAGCGCGCUACCAAACAGAUGCCUUGUUAGCAGACCUUGUGGACCGUGUUGCCUGUCAGUCGGUUGGACCUAGGGCCAUAGGGGGAGACUUCAAUUUUGGUCCCGAAGAGCUGGACCAACUUCACCGCUUGAGGGCUCUGGGGUUUCGUGAAGUGCAGGACCUCCGAGCUUGGAGGCAUGGAAUUUCCACUGAGGCUACGGGGAGGGGAUCUAGGCGCCUGGAUCAACUUUGGAUAUCCCCUGAACUUCAGAGGGUUUAUGUUGGCACCACGGUAUCCUUUGAUCAUUGGGCUGAUCAUGCUGCAGUGAGUGCAACGUUUUCACAUGAUCACAUGGUCACAACGGUUCAUGCCUGGCCUUGUCCUCAGCAGUUUCCAUGGCCAUUGCACUGGACUUGCCAAAUGGAUGUGGACUUUGAAGGUGACCUGACCCAUGCCUAUGCGGCGUUUUGGUCCCAAGUUGAGGGACAGGCCAAAUGUUGGGCUUUGCAACAAGGGGUUCAUGUCAUGAAGAAGCAAUGUGGUCGAGCUGGUACUCUUGCCUCACUGGUCAAGCAGCGCUACCAGCAUGCCAAGCACAGACGGGCGGCUAACCUUGCUCAUGUGUUCCAGGACUGUCGUGAUGAGCCCUUACCUCAGGCUGACACUCUGCUUGAUCGUGUCUCGGUUGGGGUUGAGGAACUUCGAUCUGAAGACAACUCGGUGGUCUUGGAGCGUUCUGUUUCCCUGUUGCGUGAUCUUCCGGUGGUACUUGAUGGUCAAGCUGUGUCUGUGGUUGCUCAUUCGGAAGAUCAGGUUUGGCUGGAGAACCUUCCUGACAUCCAACCUGGAUGUGUCCUUACGCAAGAGAGGGCAGUUUCUGAUGACACUGCCAUACUCGAACGUCUUGCUGAAGUUUGGAAAGGUCGAUGGACUAAACACACCCAUGUUGUGCCAGGCCAAUGGGAUCAAAUUUGUGGUUUCUUGGAGCGCACUGCAAAGCCGCUUGAGUGGUGCCAUGAACCGUGGACUCUGGAUCGAUUUGAUCGUGCCAUUCGGCACAAAAAGCCGCGGGCUGCAAAAGGCUCCGAUGGUGUGGCACAACCGGACCUUGUUGCUUUGCCUGCUGCGGCACGUCAAACCAUGUUGCGCUUCUAUGAAGCAGUGGAGGCAGGGGCUCCCUGGCCACAUCAACUUGCGGCUGGUUUUGUUUCAUGUUUGGCCAAACAUGCUGGUGCUCAACAGGUGGAUGAGUUCAGGCCAGUGGUGGUUUACAGUUUGCCCUACAGGGUGUGGUCCUCGGUUCGUGCUCGUGAGUCCUUGCGUUCUGUGUUGCAUGUGCUGCCCAACAGCAUUCAGGGUGGUGUUCCGGCCCGUCAGGCCAAGUCCAUCUGGUUUGAGCUUGCGUUUGCCUUGGAAAGGUCCUACCUUGAUGGAGUUGCGUUGCAUGGGUUGCUCAUGGACAUUCAGAAAUGUUUCAACAACAUCCCCAGGCUUCCCCUUUGGUGUGCAUUGGUUCAUCUUGGAUUUCCGACGGGCACACUGCAGGCGUGGGCUUCCUUUGUUGCUGCGCAGACCCGUCGAUUUCGGGUUCGAAACUCUGUUGGUGAGGCCUUGACAUCUAACUGUGGCCUCCCAGAGGGCUGUGCUUUGUCCGUCUUUGGCAUGGCCAUGGUUGACUGGAUGCUGGACUGGUGGCUCCAAGGGCUUGAAGUCUCGGUUGACCUGCGCACCUUUGUGGAUGACUGGGGAGUUUUGUUCCGUGACGCGAGCGCUCUUGACCGUGUUUGGACUUCCCUGGAACAAUUCACUUCUCAUAUGGACUUGGCAAUUGACAUGGGCAAGACUAGGUUGUGGUCAACAGAGGCGGAGGCGAGGCGGGAAUUCCGCACAGGUGACAUCCAGGUCACACUUGCAGCUCGCAAUUUGGGUGCCCACCAAAACUUCAGUCGGCAUUGCCACAAUGCUGUGUUGCAGAAGCGGCUUGGUCGUAUGCCCCAGGUUUGGACUAAGCUCAGGGCCAGCCAGGCCACUUACAAGCAAAAAGUGACUGCCCUCCACAUGAUGGCAUGGCCACGGGCACUGCAUGGUAUAGCGGUUGUUCACUUGGGUGCCUCACAUCUCAAAAGCUUGCGUUCUGGUGCUGUUCGUGCCAUGCGUGCUGACAGGAAAGGGACUAACCCUUAUCUGCACUUGGUCACGUCCUCUCUCCUUAGUGAUCCUGAAGCUUGGUCUGUAGUCCAGACGUUCCGUGAUGUUCGUGAGUUGGGCUGUGAUCAACCGGUUCAAAACACACUGGGUCUCUUUGCCAGUGCGCAGGAAAAGCUUCCUUCCAACGGCCCUUCAGCCAUCCUUCUUUCCAGGUUUGGUUGGGGCCAUGUGUUGGCGCAGGAGCUUAUGCACAGGCCUACCUUUGCUGGACUUGAAAAUGUGGACUUAUCUGAACUUCACCUUGCUUUGAAGGCGUUUGGGCCCGUUGAUCAGGUCUACCUGCGUUGCCACUUGGAUGGCACCAUGUUCACACAAAAUGCACGUGCCAAGUUUCAGCCUGAUGUCUCCUCCACAUGUCCUUGGUGCCCUGCGAAAGAUGGAUUCCACCACCGGGCUUGGAUUUGCCCUCACUUCGCUGCCUGUCGGUCACACCUCACUUCUGACCAGCUUGGGUGUCUGGCGUUGCUUCCGGCGUGUUUAGUUGAUCAUGGGUGGCCUGUGAUUGUUCCGGAGUGGGAGGUCUUCUCAAGGUGGUUGCUGCAAGGGGAUGGAUUUUGUAGGAUGUCACCAAUUGAGCCCUCAGUUCGCCAUUGCUCCCAGGUGCUGGAACUUUUUGUAGAUGGGACUUGUGCCUUCCCUACAGAUGUGAAACUACGGUUUGCAGCUUGGGCGAUUACAGUGGUCCAAGGAGGAGUUGGCUCAAUGGACAAUCAGGUGUUAGCAUGUGGCUACGUGCGUGGAUUGAACCAGUCUCCCUUCAGGGCAGAACUUACAGCGGUGCUUCAAGCAGUUCAGUGGGCUGUACAACAUCAACAGGCGGUCCGCAUUUGGUCCGACUGCCAGGGGGUUGUGAAGCGAGUUCACAAACUGCUCCAGGGUGGGGCUAUCAAGCGCAAUGGAGCCAACUCAGAUUUGUGGGGCCAUCUCCAGGCUUUGGUUGCUCAGCAUGGGGACUUGAUACAGAUCCGCCAGGUGGUCUCUCACGGCAGUUUGAGGCAGGCGACUUGCUUCUUGGAAGAGUGGGUGUACUGGCAUAAUGGGUUGACUGACUCAGCAGCAGAGGGUGUCAAUUUUCGACGACCCGAUGAGUUUUGGAGAGACUGGGUGGGGCUCCAUGGUGCACUAAAGUUUCACCGGCAGUUGCACCGAGCCAUAUUACUUGUGCUUUUACAGACUUCGCGUUUGGCGGCGGCAAGUGAAGUGAAGCCACAGGUGCCGCAGGCAACUCUGGAGAGAGAAGUGCCUGCUCCGAUCCUACCGGUGGCAUGGCAGAUCCCCGAGAAGCUCAUCAAGAGGUGCAAGUGCUGCGUGCCAGAUGGCAGUCGUGGAUUUCAGGAGGACGCGAGGCAGCUGCCUCGUGUCAAUGCGGCGGAACGACCUUGGGAAAAACUCGGCGCCUACAAAGCCUUUCAAAAGCGGCUCAACCGCACGGCGAAUACCCAACAGCGGGCCCUUCAAGAGGCCUUGGAGAUCGGGAGCCAAGCAGAAGAUGCGGAGAUGCAGAGCCAGCCGGCAGAGUCACCGCGCGCCGGGUGCCCCACGCGGGCCGCGGGAAACGCGACGUUGAUGCUGCCGGUGGUGGCAGCCCAGCAAUGCGUCGAGCUGCUGAUCAUUGGAGACUAUGGCACCAGGGAUGGAAACCAGGCCGCCGUGGCCAACAGCCUGGCGAGGUUGGCUGGAGAAAAAGCGCCACAGGCGGUGGCGGCCAUUGGUGACAAUGUGUACCCGGACGGUGCAGCCUACGACCCGGGGACCAUUACACGCUGGUGGGGUCAGGUCUAUCUGGGCUUCGAAAGCCUGCGUCGCCCCUGGCAUGUGAUCACAGGAAACCACGACUGGUGGACCGAUGCUUUAGUGGAGCGCGCUUACACGGAUUCUGAGGCCAACAAGAACUCAGGUGGCUAUUGGCAGCUGCCCCACUUUUGGUACAAGAAGACCUACUCAGUGCCUGGCCUCUCUGUGGAUGCCUUCUACAUUGACACCAUGGUAUGGAAGGGGGGCACUCUGACCGAGAAACACCUGGGUCCCCAAGCACGCGAGGAGCAAAAGCAGUGGCUCUUCCGUGAGUUGGCGAAUUCCCAAGCGGACUGGCGGGUGGUCUUGGGACAUCAUACGAUCUACUCCGCAGGUAUGCACGGUGUGACCGAAGUCUUGCUGCGCGAGUUGGAUCCCAAGUUGCGGGAACUUGGCGUCCCGGUCUACUUCGCCGGUCAUGACCACAGUAAGCAGGUCAUCUACUGGGAAGGCAUGUCCUACGUCAUCAGCGGUGCUGGUGGGGCCUCGGCCCGUGGUUCAUCCAAUCAGUACCCGCAAGGCAGCAUGCAGCACUUCUUCCCGGACCAUGGCUUCGUGGGCUUGUCGGUGUGCAACAAACAAGAGGCGGUGGUGACCCUAUACGACAAAGGCGGAGGAGUUCAAGCCACAUGGCCCAUUCAAAACAAGCCCAAGAGGCAGAGGUCCAUGAGGGCCCCGUGGAAACAGCCUACCUUGCAGUCGAAGAGUGCCAUUUUCCGCGCAGCAGCGUGCCACGACGUGGAACUCAAGUCCGUGGAGAAGUGGUGCUCCAUGGACGGUUGCAAGGUCCUGGCAGAUAGCAGUCAGAGCUGCUCCGUCUUCUGCAAGGAUCAGCAGCUGCAUUGUCAGAGGCCGGUUUUCAAUUUCCCGUUGAAUGGGAAUAUAACUAUAUAUAGUGGGAAUAUAUGGGAAUAUAACAUAAUAUAA